GCUCCGGGGAGCCUCCCGUUAGCCCCUGUCCUAUCCACGCCGCAGCGACACGUCACUCCCAGCAUCCUCCGCGGACAUCAGCUCCGUCCUGCGGCCUCGGGGGAUAACGGAACCGGCGGGAAGUGGAAUAACGGGGUUGGAAGAUGGUGAGAAGUCUCCUGCGCUGUCUCCCGGAGGGGUGAUCCCAGAUGUUCAGCAGCAGCAGGAUGGGCAUUGCAUUGGCACCGAUGGGGAAAUGACAGCCCACGUGGCGGUGUCACCAGUGGUUCUGCCAUGAAGACGCUUUUCUUUGAUGCUGCAAACAACGAUCACAGCAGCGUGUGGAAAGUGGAGGCCAAGCCCCAGGAGGAGGGAGACCCAGCCCACCACAAGCUCCUGCAUGAAGCCCCCAGACUGGAUGCCCCUAACAGCGAGCAGGAAAGCCCACCCCUCCCUCGUAGGUUCACCUGCCCCCAGCUGCUCUGCGACAAGACGUUUGCAUCCAAAUACAAGCUGUGCAGGCACAUGGCCACUCACUCUAUGCAGAAAUCCCACCAGUGCUCACACUGUGGCAAAAUGUUCCACCGGAAGGACCACCUAAAGAAUCACCUGCAGACCCAUAACCCCAACCGAGUGGCUCUGCAGUGCCCGGAGUGCAGCAAGAACUACAGCACCAAAUAUGGACACCGUCGCCACCUCGCCUUACAUGCCAUAGCCAGGGGAGACCUUAGCUGUGCCAUAUGCCUUCAGGUAUUCCGAGACCGCCAGUCGGUGCUUGAGCACCUGAAGAGCCACAACCACCGGCCGUCCAUGGGCAACCGAGAGAAGAAAUACCCCUGUGAGCACUGCGAUCGCUGCUUCUACACUCGUAAGGAUGUGCGCCGCCACCUUGUGGUGCACACCGGUCGCAAAGAUUUCCAGUGUCACUGCUGCGCCCAGAUGUUCGGACGCAAGGACCACCUGACGAGGCACAUGAAGAAGAGCCAUUGCGAGGAAGCCCCUCGAAUCAAGAUAGAACCUGAAGACGACUUGAGCCACAUGAGCUGCCAGUCGACAGUGGUGAAAGAAGAGUGGGGGCCAGUCAUGUGCAUGCAGCCAAGAGACAUGAUCCCCACAGGGAUGUACACGACAUCAUUUCAGCCGAUACCCAACGCUGGCCUUCCCCAGUCUUUAAUGCCAACCUCAUUGUCUUUAGGGCUUGGUUAUCCCACCGAGAGCAUGCCUGCCUUCUACACCGACCCAUCUAACAGGUUCCAGUUCACGUCUACCUCAUACCUCCCCAAAAGUGAAAUGGAUCCUUUCAUUUCUGAUGGGUCUGGGGGCCUGUCCCUCACCUCGCCUGAGCUAGCUCCAUGUACGCCACAGGCCUCAUUGGAUGAGUCUUACCUCUCCGCCUUGUGCGAUCCCUUGUCAUCCAGUGUAGACUUCAGCCAUUUCUUCAGCUUCUUGCCUGUCAGUCUCCCUCCUUGUAACCUCCCUUUACCCAACCCUGAGAUAUCCAUGGGAGAAAAUCAACAAUUCCUAACAUCUGGCAGCGGCUGUGGUGGAGAUCUGCCCCUGCCUCAUUUUACCUCAGACAUUAACCCUACGACAUUGCCUCAGUUUCACCAAGCCUUCAAGUAAACCUGGUGAGACCUUUUCUAGAUUUU
Molecule: messenger RNA, 1628 nt
Organism: Bufo bufo (common toad)
Lineage: Eukaryota; Metazoa; Chordata; Amphibia; Anura; Bufonidae
Gene: PLAGL2
Product: PLAG1 like zinc finger 2
Exons: 4
Coding region: 274-1602 (442 amino acids)
Molecular function (GO): DNA-binding transcription activator activity, RNA polymerase II-specific
Source: RefSeq, a predicted model, not a curated record